Messenger RNA from Ectocarpus siliculosus, 2449 nucleotides. The record is from the annotation of a GenBank genome assembly. Lineage: Eukaryota; Phaeophyceae; Ectocarpales; Ectocarpaceae.
AUGGGGCCGAGGAGCUUCGCGGGGCUCUUGGUAGUCGUUAACAAGCGCGUGGCGUACAGCAUUGGCCUCUCGCACGCCUUCAUCUUUGCUUCCGGCGCGCUCCUCACGGCCGCCCUGCUGCACAUCAUCCCCGAAGCGAUGGAGGGUCUCGAUUCGUCUUACGACAACCUUCACGACCUCGGCCUGUACGCCAGCCUCACUGUCCUAAGCGGGCUGUUCGUCAGCAUCGUCAUUCACGGCCUCAUGGAGUCGGGCCACUCCCACUCCCCGAAUGAAGCCCACUCCCACGGAGGGGGCGAAGAAACGGUCAGACCAGGGGGCGGCAAUGGCCACCACGCCAGGGUCUCCGAUGAUGCCAGCACGAUGAUGCCACUGGGGCUAGCGGAAGGCGACAAGGUGUCGGCGUGGCCGGGGGGGAACUCACCGCAGGCGGUUCAGAUCCAGGCGGACGUUACCCAGCCCCCGUCCCCAGCAGAAAGCAGCACCGACAACCUCCGGGCGUUGAUCGCCGAGCGAGAGGGGAGGUCGCUGCUGGACGUCAAGGGCCUGCAGCCGGUGUGCUGGAACGUCGUCAUCGGCGACCUUGUGCACAACUUUGCGGACGGGGUGACGAUAGGGGCGGCAUUUCUCACUUGUAGCGCGACCAUUGGCUGGACAGUCACGGCGUCGGCGGUUCUGCAUGAGCUCCCCCACGAGAUUGCCGACUUCAUGGCGCUCCUCAACGGGGGCAUGAGCCUCAAGCAGGCAUUUGCGUACAACUUCCUGUCGGCGCUAUCCGCCGUGCUCGGCACGAUCAUCAUCCUUUCGCUGGGGGACACGCUAAGCGAUAAGGAUGUCUCGAUCGUGCUCCUGCUGGGGUCGGGGUCCUUCAUCUUCAUCGCCCUCUCCGAGCUGCUGCCGGAGGCCCUCGCCGUCACCCACGCUGUCAGCGAGAAGGGCGCGGUCGCCAUGAUGUGCUCGCAGCUGCUCAAGUUAGGGUCGUUCGUGCUGGGGGCGAUUCUCAUCGGCCUCCCUCUCUUGUUCGACCAGCACUGCGACGCCGCCCACGAAGGGCACGACCACUGAGUGCAGCACCCACCACACGCAGGCACAAUUCGUUUCGUCGUUUUCCAGACCCAGGCUGUUGGGAUGAAUGAAGUCCAGCGGGUGCAGCGCAAGGGUUUCACUACAAACUCCCGCCUUGCUUGAAUGGUGGUGUUGUCUUAUCCCACAAUGCUCUCGUCCGGCUUGUUGCUGGUCGGAGGAUCGUUUGGCGGUCAUGGGGACACGGAGCCGUUUAACACGCGUCUGGAAAUGCCGCGGUAGACAGUGAUUGAAUGAUGAAGCCAUAGUGCCUACCGUGGGUCUUCAUCAGAUUUGUGUACCCUGGGCCAAAGGGAGAGAUCAGGGAAAGAGAGUCAGGGAGAGCAGCUGCCUACACAAUCGUGGAUGGUGUAUUCCCGACGGAGUACCUGAGCAGCACCGGAAAAGGGCCCGUUGGUAAUCGGCAAUUACGGCGGUGUCUGGAAGUGUGCGACGGUUCCGAUGAUGUAUGGGUAAACCUCUCUUUGACUCUUGGAUCGCAAGCGAAAACGUCGACGGGCACUUCACGGCAGCCAAUGUGCCAUUUUUUGCUUUUCUCGAUGGGUCGUGUCGUUCGAUGCUGUUCUUCCGUUCUCGGACCCUUAGUCGCGUUUCCCGCUACUGCGUGCGACCAGGCAUGCUUUUUAUUUUCACUUGCGGGGUGUUCGUGGAACCAUCCGGUGGAUCAGGGGCGGAGAUAAUGCCGCUAGUACGGCACUUUCUUUUCCUGCGUGUCUUAACUUUUGGUGGCAAAGGGUUUCUGUCUAGGGCGAAAAACCGUGAGAGGUCUUUCAGCAUAUUUUGCUGUUUAUUGUUCCAUAGAGUGGUGAGGUUUGCUCAGGUAAUGAGUGUUGGCGCACAUGUCUGCCAAGCGAUUCGAUGUUGUUACACGUCGUCUGCCGUUGGUGCCUGGGUACGUUGUUUCGUUUUGUUGUCGACCGGAUCACACGCACACCUUUUCCCACCUGACUGGCCAGAAAAGUGGGCGCAGUGGGCGCAAUUUGCCGCCUUCCAGCCGAAGUGAUUCAGUUCACUCCCAUCCAAGGGGGGUCUGCGUGGUUAUGGCGUUUUGUAAUAUUUGUGAUUUAUUGUGACGGCAGAUCUACGGAGAUCGAGCAAAAGCCCUCUUGUGUUGGUGGACGGUGCGCCGUUGGUGUUUUCGGUAGUUUUUGGCAUUCUUUGCGUGCUUAAUAUUGAUAUUCUAGAGAUGAGUAGUCCAAUUCUUCCCCUCUUGGUCGCAAUGCUUCGAUUGGAUGCGUAACUAGCGCUAUCCUUGCUGUGGUGAGCCACGUACCCUCGGCAGUGUAUGCACAUGUACCGGAGACCAGGUCGGGUGGUUUUGAAGUGAGGCGUUCCAUCACGCGAAACAAACAACACGUGCGGGAAA